GGGUGGGUAGCAACAGUUGCCCCGGUGAGGACGAAGCGCCAUAGCCACGGUAGCCCUGGCGACAAGAACCCAGCAACGAGAAUCAACAACAACAGCCUGAAUCCUUGAAAAAAAUAAAAACAAAAAUACCGGUGGGAAAUUCACUUGGAAUCAGAGUGUCUGGGGCCCAGUUCUCGUGAUGGCCACGACAGGCUACGUUGGGGAGUUGCAGCCCGUGACGACCCAGCCCCAAGGGGCAGCGAGUGGGAGUGUGACGGUGGCCGGACAGUCCUCAGCCUCCGCUGCCCCACACACCGUGGUAGCUCCUACGCAGCAGUUCCUGGCCGAGCUUCAGACCACGGUGGGGGCUCCUGCAGCCGCAGCAGGACAAACCACACCCCCUGCACAAGCCACUCCCACAGCGGCACAGAAGACAGCAGUUGUCCAGGUGGCGCCCACACAGGCUCCUCCCCCCCAGACCCAGUAUGUGACGGCUGAGAUCCAGGGUUCCUCAUCACAGGCCAACAACGCCCAGAACGCCCCCCAGUACAUCGUAGUCACCGUCACAGAGGGCUCUCUCCAUUCAAGUGACUCUGUGUCUGACUCCAGCCCUCCUCCAGCUGUGGUACAGCAGACUGGGGUUCCCACACAGGUGGUGCAGCAGGUGCAAGCAGCACAGCAGAGGUCAGUGGUGCAGGCAACGUCCCAGAUCACAGCCAAGACUGAACAGGGUAUCACCACCCAGCUGAGUGUCACCAACCUGCAGCCCAUCCACCUCACUCAGGAGGUGCAGCAGCAGCUCCAGCAGGUGCCAGUGCAGCAUGUGUACACCAAUCAGGUGCAGUAUGUUGAAGGAGGAGACAACAACUACACCACCAGCACAAUUCGUUCAGGCAGCUUCACCUACACAGACACCCCUUUGUACACUCAGACCACCGCCGCCCCUUACUACGAAGCCCCUCCCACUUCUGGCUCACAGGUCCCCACCACCGGCACACCCCUGACCGUCUCCGUGACAACGGGCUCCACCGGUGGUGUGUCUAUGUACGUGGCUGGCACAGGCCAGAUCGUGGCCAAUCCGGCGGCCGCCACUGGGGGUGGGGCGACAGUGGUGGCGACAGGGGGAACGGCCAAUGGGACUGGGGAAGGGGUGGGGGCUAAUGGAAGCGGGGGCAGCUAUGUGAUCCAGGGGGGGUACAUGCUGAGCGGCAACAGUCAGGGGGGCUACUCCUCCCACAACGCCCGCUCCUCUCCUGCCACCGUCAGUACAACAGAGGGCGAGGAGGGUAGUGGCGUACCGUCGGCAGACAAAAAGGUGCAGUGGCUGCUAGAUAACUAUGAGACAGCUGAAGGGGUCAGUCUGCCUCGCUCCACCCUCUACUGCCACUACCUGCUGCACUGCCAGGAGCAGAAGCUGGAGCCCGUCAACGCUGCCUCCUUUGGGAAGCUGAUCAGAUCCGUGUUCAUGGGGCUACGCACGCGCCGCCUGGGCACCCGGGGGAACUCCAAGUACCACUACUACGGCCUGAGAAUCAAGGCCUGCUCCUCUCUGAUCCGACUGAUGGAGGACCAGCAGCACCUGGCCAUGAGACAGCAGCCCUUCUCUCAGAAACAGAGGUUGAAGCCGGUGCAGAAGGUGGAGGGGAUGACCAAUGGCACGGCGGCAGGCUCGGGCCAACAGCAGCAACAGCAGGGGGCGGGGCUCUCUGACAUCAGCUCCCAAGUGCAGCAGUACCAGCAGUUCCUGGACGCGUCUCGGACCCUCCCAGAGUUCCCUGACCUUGACCUGCAGGGGAAGGCCCUACCGGAGGGCAUAGAACUGGAGCACAUCAAGAGCUUCCAGCUGCUGUAUCGGGAACACUGUGAGGCUAUUCUGGACGUGACGAUCAACCUGCAGUUCACCCUGGUGGAGACCCUGUGGAAGACCUUCUGGAGGUUUGAAGAGAGCCCGAGUGGAGACACUGGCACACUGGCUGUACAUGAUGAGUCUGAGAAGCGCCUGCCUAAGGACUGUCUAGUGAUCCUGUGUAAGUACGACCCUGUGCUCCGCUGGAGCCGCGACUGUGACAACACCCUGUACCAGGGCCUGGUGGAGAUCCUCAUCCCCGACGUGCUGCGGCCCAUCCCCAGUGCCUUAACUCAAGCCAUCCGCAACUUUGCCAAAAGUCUGGAGAGUUGGUUGACCAACGCUAUGAUGAACAUCCCAGAAGAGAUGGUCCGCAUUAAGGUAACGUCAGCCAGUUCGUUUGCCCAGACGCUGCGCAGGUACACCUCUCUGAACCACCUGGCCCAGGCAGCCAGGGCCGUGCUACAGAACACAGCUCAGAUAAACCAGAUGCUCAGCGACCUCAACCGUGUGGACUUCGCCAACGUUCAGGAGCAGGCGUCGUGGGUGUGUCGCUGUGAGGACCGUGUGGUGCAGCAGUUGGAGCAGGACUUCAAGCUGACCCUGCAGCAGCAGAACUCUCUAGAGCAGUGGGCUGCCUGGCUGGACGGGGUGGUCUCCCAGGUCCUAAAGCCCUACCAGGCCAGCGCUGCCUUCCCCAAGGCAGCCAAGCUCUUCCUGCUCAAGUGGUCCUUCUACAGUUCCAUGGUGAUCAGAGACCUGACUCUGCGUAGUGCUGCCAGCUUUGGAUCCUUCCACCUGAUCAGACUGCUGUAUGAUGAGUACAUGUACUACCUGAUAGAACACAGAGUGGCCCAGGCUAAAGGAGAGACACCCAUUGCUGUCAUGGGAGAGUUCGCCAGUCUUGGCAGGAGUUUGAACCCACUGGAUCCAGACAAAGAAGAGGAAGAGGAGGAGGAAGAGGAGAGCGAUGACGAGUGUCAGGAGCUGUCUCUGCCCUCUGACGGAGCGGGGCUGGGGGAGGAGUCUCUGGAGCCGCCUACCAAGCUGGCCAGAACCGACCAGAGAGUACUCUUCACCACGGGCCAGGACUGAACACACACACACUGAUACACACAUGCACAAACACACUUACAUCCACAGACUGACUUACACAAAUACACAUACAUAACCGCAUUGAUUGAUACACAUUUGUAUACACACAUACACCAAGAUACCCUUAUAUACACUAAUAUGUACACUAGAGGUUGACACGGGAGAGAAAAUUCAUUCCUGUUCCGUCUUGCCCUGUAAAUUAGUUUUCCUGUAAUGCCUGGAUCCCGUUUCUAUAACCCCGGAACUUUCCUGUCCCAUUCUGAUAGUAAUCGCUCCCGUCCCAUUCUGAUAGUAAUAACUCCCGUCCCAUUCUGAUAGUAAUCGCUCCCGUCCCAUUCUGAUAGUAAUCGCUCCCGUCCCAUUCUGAUAGUAAUCGCUCCCGUCCCAUUCUGAUAGUAAUCGCUCCCGUCUCAUUCUGAUAGUAAUCGCUCCCGUCUCAUUCUGAUAGUAAUCGCUCCCGUCCCAUUCUGAUAGUAAUCGCUCCCGUCCCAUUCUGAUAGUAAUCGCUCCCGUCCCAUUCUGAUAGUAAUCGCUCCCGUCCCAUUCUGAUAGUAAUCGCUCCCGUCCCAUUCUGAUAGUAAUCGCUCCCGUCCCAUUCUGAUAGUAAUCGCUCCCGUCCCAUUCUGAUAGUAAUCGCUCCCGUCCCAUUCUGAUAGUAAUCGCUCCCGUCCCAUUCUGAUAGUAAUCGCUCCCGUCCCAUUCUGAUAGUAAUCGCUCCCGUCCCAUUCUGAUAGUAAUCGCUCCCGUCCCAUUCUGAUAGUAAUCGCUCCCGUCCCAUUCUGAUAGUAAUCGCUCCCGUCCCAUUCUGAUAGUAAUCGCUCCCGUCCCAUUCUGAUAGUAAUCGCUCCCGUCCCAUUCUGAUAGUAAUCGCUCCCGUCCCAUUCUGAUAGUAAUCGCUCCCGUCCCAUUCUGAUAGUAAUCGCUCCCGUCCCAUUCUGAUAGUAAUCACUCCUGUCCCAUUCUGAUAGUAAUCACUCCCGUCUCAUGCAGAUUUUUACACGCAGAAAUAAUUUCCUCCGUUACGCCUCGAUCACACCAAUAGCGUCAUUGCAUUUUGGUACACCAGAUGUACAUUCAUUUCCACUGGAACGCUGUGUUUGCCUUGCAGCAUUGCGUUGCAGAGGCAGUUGCAGUGCGUUCUGUGUGGUGCAUCCGUUUGGAUUUAUCAAUGCAUCAAACUGUAUGCGAAGACAGAAAUGGUAGCAGAAGGUGAAUGUUGAACUUUUGUUGCACACAUAUCCAGAUGAUGCUGCGUACCAUUUUGCGUAAUGACACUAUCGUGUGAUCGGGGCGUAAAGUAGUGACUGACUCCAACUGAAGCGAGGCGUGAGAGUGAGCUGGAAGGAAGGAGAUUAUCAUUAUAUUUAGAUUUUUUUUAAUUAAGGAAACGGUAUUAGGCCUACACAGUUUAUUUGAAUGAAAUGCUCCACACAUUACAAUCCUGUGGAUUGUGGAUCCUGUGCUGUCCCGAACAUGACUCUAGAACUUCCCAUUCCUGACAGACCUGUCAACCUCUAAUGUACAGUUUCUACACACAUUUGAGUGUAGAUACUGUACACACACACACACACACACAAUGUUCAUACACUCAAUGAAAAUUGCUGCAGUCUCUACACAUAGAUGCUGACCCAUCAGUGCACACACACACAGACACACACUGACACUCACUGACACACACAGACACACACAGACACAGU
Molecule: messenger RNA, 4617 nt
Organism: Salvelinus fontinalis (brook trout)
Lineage: Eukaryota; Metazoa; Chordata; Actinopteri; Salmoniformes; Salmonidae
Product: MHC class II regulatory factor RFX1-like
Exons: 19
Coding region: 179-2920 (913 amino acids)
Biological process (GO): regulation of transcription by RNA polymerase II
Cellular component (GO): nucleus
Molecular function (GO): RNA polymerase II cis-regulatory region sequence-specific DNA binding; DNA-binding transcription factor activity, RNA polymerase II-specific
Source: RefSeq, a predicted model, not a curated record